UAUUUUGCCUAGUUUGAAUAAAGUUCAAGGGGCGUUUGUUGCUCUAAAGAGUCCGUUUGUCCCCUCUAGCGCCCGCAGCCUGUAUUAUUUUCAUUAUCUAAGCGCCUCGUCAUGGCGGCUCAGACCCGGGCUCUGGUGUCGGCUCAGUGGCUGGCAGAUGCUGUCAGAAACAACCUCGUCGGACCAAAGCUCCGUAUUCUGGACUCCUCCUGGUACCUCCCGAAAACCAAGCGGGACCCGAGAGCUGAAUUUGCGCAGAAACACAUACCGGGCGCGUCUUUUUUUGACAUCGACGACUGCUGUGACAAGUCCUCUGCGCUGGACCACAUGCUGCCCACUGCCACCCACUUCUCCCAGUAUGUGGGGGAUCUGGGCAUCGGUAACGACACGCACGUCGUGGUUUAUGACACCAGCGACUUCGGGUCUUUCGGCGCGCCCCGGGUCUGGUGGAUGUUCCGGUUGUUCGGUCACGGUUUGGUGUCGGUGCUGGACGGAGGUAUGAAGAACUGGCUGGCUGGAGGCUUCCCGGUGACAGCUGAGUACUGCAAGCCGGACUUCCGAGAGUUUAAAGCGGAUUUGAAUCAGCCCUGGGUCAAGAGUUAUGAAGACAUGCUGGACAACAUCGCGACCAAGAAGGUCCAGGUGGUGGACGCCAGGUCAGCAGGGAGGUUCAGGGGCGUUGAACCGGAGCCCAGAGACGACACGCUGCCGGGACAUUUCCCCGGCGCCAUCAACAUGCCGUUCACGUCUUUCAUGGACGCCUCUGGAAAGGAGCUGGGAACUGAGGACCUGUCCAACCUGUUCAGAGAGGCCGGGGUGGACCUGGAGCAGCCGCUCUGGGCCACCUGUGGCUCCGGUGUUACCGCGUGUCACGUGGCUCUGGCCGCUCACCUGCUCGGGCACCCUGGGGUGUGUGUUUAUGACGGCUCCUGGUCCGAGUGGUUUAAGAGGGCGGCUCCGGAGCAUAUCCUCUCAGAGGGAGAGGGGAAGAAGGUGUGAAUGAAAGAGGACAAGCAGAGGACUGUGAGCAAGAAUGUGACUUUUACAUGGCAAAGAGGUGUGUUUGCUAGAGAGAUCAAGACAAUAAAUGUAGCCUUAUAAUGUACUUUCUGCUAAUACUGAGGAGAUGCUGCACAAUGCACAGCGAGCUUGUUAUGAAACUUAAUUCAUACUUUACAGCCGCUGUGAGAAGCCUUCUGGGGAAAUCUACCUAUGCAAAUCAUCCGACUUUUCUUACUAGUUAACUUGCACAUUUUAGAAAAGUUACAAUAUCCUGAAAUAACAUGAUUUUGUUUGAUAAUGUCUCAGCAUGUUACAAAUAGCACAGUUUAGGGACUCUUCCAAGAGGGUAUUAAGAUAGAGGACGUUUGAUUCUUGGAAGAAGUGCACUUUCUUGAUACAUUUAUGAAUUAUUUUACAUUGUUACAAUAAAUGUUUAAGGUCCUUGUUUUGUUAAGCUCAA
This is a messenger RNA of Plectropomus leopardus (leopard coralgrouper), 1462 nucleotides long. RefSeq names its product 3-mercaptopyruvate sulfurtransferase-like. Gene Ontology annotation, cellular component: mitochondrion. The record is from RefSeq and is a predicted model, not a curated record. NCBI's taxonomy places the organism in Eukaryota, Metazoa, Chordata, Actinopteri, Perciformes, Serranidae. Gene Ontology annotation, molecular function: thiosulfate-cyanide sulfurtransferase activity.